AUCACAUUUUUCGAUGAUGAAUAAUUAAUCAAUCAAGAGCAGAGAGUGUAGGAGGGUGACAUGUUUCAUAAAAGAUGGUCAUUUUUUUUAAGAUUCCGAACUCUUUCUAGGGGGUAAUACCAAACUGCCCGGUCUCCAGCACCCCUCUCCAAACACCGCCACUCUUAAAUUGAUUUCCAAUUGUUUUGGUAGACAUAUAGCAAAACAUUGUUUCACCAAGCAAACCUCAUUGUUUCGUUGAAGGUGAGGCACGCACUAUUAGGAGUAAGGAGGUUAGCCAUGGAUACCUCGAGAAAGGCUCGAUUGCUAGCAGUCUUGAUGAUAUUGGUGUCUCAAUAUGUCUUCGCAGACCAAGACGUCCCAUCGGUGUCGUCUCCGAACUAUCACGAACAACCCGAAUCCGAACGACCUGUACCGAGACCUGAAGUCAAUCCGAACCCUGAACUUGACCCGAAACCCGAAGUCAAUCCGAACCCCGAGGUCAACCCGAACCCGAACAUCGUAGUUCCUGAAGUGCCGCCGGCACCCGAUGUCCAAACUGUCGAACCCGAGCAAGCACCCAAUCCCGAGCAGAGCUAUCGGGACUAUCUCCAAGACUACGUUCGCAAUAACUGCCACCAAGCCCCGGAACCCAAGUCAAUUCCCGGUCCUCCUGGCCCGCCUGGGUACCCCGGUCCAAUGGGUCCGAGCGGGCCUCCCGGAAUGCCCGGGAAUCACGGGAAUAACGGGAUUAAUGGACUCAGUGGACGCGAUGGUUUGGCCGGUGAAAAGGGAGCUAAGGGCGAGCAGGGGUAUUCUGGCCUCUCAGGUGCACCGGGUGUACCCGGCAUGAGGGGUGAUGAGGGCCCGCGUGGAUCCCCAGGGAAUGACGGUAUGAUGGGCAUGUCAGGGUCGGUAGGCAAACAUGGUAUACCUGGUCGACAUGGACCCCCUGGAGAUCAGGGCAUGCCGGGGAUUGAAGGUCCAGGGGGACCGCGUGGGUAUAAAGGCGAUCAGGGUGACCCCGGUGUCGACGGGGUCUGCAACUGCGACUCUCAACCGCAGCAACGGUACACACCCGGUUCAGGAACGUCGGCUUUCUCCGUCGCUCGGACUUCGGGCCUGACGGCGACGGACGGUCCGUUAACGGUGACGUUUCAGCAUGUCUUUGUCAACGUCCAUGAUGACUUCGAUAUCAACACGGGGAAAUUCAACUGCUCUUUACCAGGACUCUACUUCUUCACGAUUAAUGUCUACAAGUCCUCCACAGUUAACUAUCCGCUAAUCCAAAUACUACUGAACGGUGAGCACCAGGCAGCGGUGAUCGACUACGGGAGCACAGACACAGAGGAUUCGACCACGAACAGCAUCAUCCUCAGCCUUAACCAAGGCGACCUGGUAUGGCUCCAGCUCUACGAUGGGCGCGAACUCUACAGCAGCCACUACAGAUUUACCACGUUCUCCGGGUUCAGAAUCGGCUAGACGUGUAACGUCUUAGCAAGCAAAGUGUUUAUGGCGCACGUAGUUUAAGGGUGGAUGUGUAGAAGCGUGCUUACAAAGAUUGUUGUCUUACGAUGUUAAAGUUACCAAGACAACUUUUCUUUUUGCUUUCUAUACUUUUUUAAAUACCAUGUUACUUUAGAAGAUGUGAUUAAAAAUCUUGGAAACCAUUUCAUAAAUUGUUCAUUGUUAUUAUAACAAAUUUGCAAUAACAAUUUAAAGCUACUGAAAUAAUUCAAAUUGAUUGACUAUUAUGAUUAUAAACUUGUUAUAGAAAUUGUCUAUUAGUUAUUUUUAUAAGUCUUUACUCUGAAAGGGACCCAGAAAUCAAUCUAGUUUCAGAGUGUGGUAAAUUGCCAAUUGGUCUAAACCGCUUUGCCUACUGCCCGUGUGGUCUAAUCUCAGUACGUUAGUCCCACUCGACAUUCGACAACCAGUCCAAUUCGUCUAAUAAACACUCUGUCUAACUUGCCACCUUGUCUAUUUACCAUUUCGUCUACCCUGUUAUUUCACUAUGAACCUUACAGUAGUUGUUUAAACAGUUUAGUGUUUAAAAUCUUUAAUUACAAAGUUUAAUUUCGACUAUUUUAUCUUCAAUAAAUUGAGCAUGGUUGUUAACAUCUAUGUACGAUUCAUAUUAUAGUAACCAGCGUUGUUUUAAAUUUUUGAACAGCGUUUUUAUUAUGUCAUUCUCAUUUAUAAGGCUUGGGCUAUACCCAUUUUGUCUAAUAUUCAUUUGAUAUCUGACACCACGUUGUCUAGAUGGCUAGCAUGGGCGGAAAUCCCAGGGGGGACGCGUCCCCCUACCCAAAAUAGUAGGGGGACACGAUAUCAAAUGUCCCUCCUACUAUUAUUAGUCUUUUAUCAUGUUUAUGAUGGAAAGAAAUAUAUCAUUCAAAAUCGAAAUAAGACAUGUAUUUUGGACGAGAUGACCUUAAUGUUUGGGUGAUAAACUUUUUUUUUUUUUUUUUUUUUUUGCUCUUCAAAUUCAUUUUGGUCGAAAUGACCUUACAUUUGUACAUUUGGGGUGAUAACCUUUCUUUUUUUUUGCUCGUCAAUUUUUCCAGCCCCUGCUCCCCCCCCCCCCUCCCUUACCUUUCGGGAGAGAUUUCCGCCCUUGAUGGCUAGAUAAAUUGUUCAUGAACGGAACUUUAAUUUGACAAAAUACAAAAAUUCAGACUAGACCUACUGGGCAUUAUAUAGAGUAGGCCUAGACUGAAAUUAUAUGAAUAGGUUAAGUGUUGUGUAGACCGAACGGCAAUUCUGGUAGUUGAUCAAAUUACGGGUUUAGCUCAUUAUAGUCUUAGACCUUUCAGAAAUAUCAUGAGUAUAGGCCAGCUGCUUGCCGUAUAAAUAUGAAUGCUCAGACUACCCCCCCCCCCUUAUCACUUGAAGCCAUUUUUUAUAGUGGUCUUAAAGGGAUGCUCCGGGCUGAAGGUAUUUAUAUAUCAAUAAAUAGAGUAAAAUUCAUAAAGCAAAAUGCUGAAAUUCGAUCAAAAUCGGAUGACAAAUAACAAAGUUAUUGAAUUUCAAUAAUUUGCAUUAUUCCGAUGAAACAGUUCUAGGCAUGUCUUCAUGAAUAUUCAUCAGGUGUGCUGAUAAUGUCAUAUCCCCACUUCUAUUUUGUUUCUGUUUUUAUUACAUAAAAUGAGGUUUAUUCAAAUAUUUUUUUGUGUGUGAGGGUGUGCGGGUGCGUGUGUGAGGGUGAGUGUGUAAAAGAGAGUCUAAAGUUGUGCGAGUGGGUGAAACUGUGUGUGCAUGUUACUCUUUUCUGCAAAACCCAUUUGUUUUACUUUUAGAAAAACAAGCUUUUUUUUUUUUUUUUAAUAAAUCGAUCAGUAUUGAAAUCAUUAA
This is a messenger RNA of Lytechinus pictus (painted urchin), 3333 nucleotides long. Its product is annotated as collagen alpha-1(X) chain-like. The transcript has 6 exons. The record is from RefSeq and is a predicted model, not a curated record. Gene Ontology annotation, molecular function: protein binding. NCBI's taxonomy places the organism in Eukaryota, Metazoa, Echinodermata, Echinoidea, Temnopleuroida, Toxopneustidae. The coding region runs from base 280 to 1461 and encodes 393 amino acids.